Molecule: messenger RNA, 1078 nt
Organism: Talpa occidentalis (Iberian mole)
Lineage: Eukaryota; Metazoa; Chordata; Mammalia; Eulipotyphla; Talpidae
Gene: SAR1A
Product: secretion associated Ras related GTPase 1A
Exons: 7
Coding region: 123-719 (198 amino acids)
Biological process (GO): membrane organization; intracellular protein transport; endoplasmic reticulum to Golgi vesicle-mediated transport
Cellular component (GO): endoplasmic reticulum exit site; COPII vesicle coat
Molecular function (GO): GTP binding; GTPase activity
Source: RefSeq, a predicted model, not a curated record
GUGUUACGUAUAUCCGGCGAGUAGCUGGCGGCCCCUGGUGCUGCUGGGUUGUGUGCUCCGAAGGAGGGUCCAAGCUGCCCGCCGCCAAGGAGGAGCCCCCCGGGCCGUAGUAAGCAUUAAUAAUGUCUUUCAUCUUUGAGUGGAUCUACAAUGGCUUCAGCAGUGUCCUCCAGUUUCUAGGACUCUACAAGAAAUCUGGAAAACUUGUGUUUUUGGGUUUGGACAAUGCAGGCAAAACCACUCUUCUUCAUAUGCUCAAAGAUGACAGAUUGGGCCAACAUGUUCCAACAUUACAUCCGACAUCAGAAGAGCUGACAAUUGCUGGAAUGACUUUUACAACUUUUGAUCUUGGUGGUCAUGAGCAAGCUCGUCGGGUUUGGAAAAAUUAUCUCCCAGCAAUUAAUGGAAUUGUCUUUCUGGUGGACUGUGCAGAUCAUCCUCGCCUCAUGGAAUCCAAAGUUGAGCUCAAUGCUUUAAUGACUGAUGAAACAAUAUCCAAUGUGCCAAUCCUUAUUUUGGGUAAUAAAAUUGAUAGAACAGAUGCAAUCAGUGAAGAAAAACUCCGUGAGAUAUUUGGACUUUAUGGACAGACAACAGGAAAGGGAAAUGUGACCCUGAAGGAGUUGAACGCCCGUCCUAUGGAAGUGUUCAUGUGCAGUGUGCUCAAGAGGCAAGGCUACGGCGAGGGCUUCCGCUGGCUCUCCCAGUAUAUUGACUGAUGUGUGGACCAUGAAAUAAAAGAGUUUUACUUCUCUGGACUGAUCCUAUUCACAGCUUCCUCAUGAACUUUUCUAAUAGAGCAAGGAAAGCUCUCCAACCAUGUCUGGCGUUGAGAAGCCAAGAGUCUCAGCUCUCUCAUCGCCCAGUGGUGAUAUGUGCUCUUCUCCACACUGUUGGGAGGUAACGCUGCCCCACGUACUGGUGCAGGUCAGCAUCCCAGGACUUGGAAGCUGGCAGGAUUUGCUGGGUAAAGCUGUGUGCCACCGUGGGGCACCUGGAAAGAAAAACACGUCUCACCACUGUGGUUGAUUUCAAAAGAAAGUGAUUCUAUUUUUUAAAGAAAGUGUUGUUAAUGUAA